UCUCAGUGUCAGAAAAGCAGAGGUGGUCUUUAAAGGAGGUGAGAAAAAUAAGUUAAUUCAUGUCUUAAUUUCUGGAUUUAAAUAACCAAAUCGAACAUCUUGAAGAAAGAAGUCAAAAAGCACCUCAGUUUCAUGGGCAAAUGCAGAAAAAGAAAACCACAACCACAACCAACCAGCACUAAUCAGGGUGGUGUUCCUUGUGGGCCCUUUCUGAAGAUUGGUAGAAACUGCGUUUUUUAAUCUCUGUUUUCAAACUUGUCCAAAAUCUUUAAAGGGAGAAGAAGAGAGAGAGAGGACGAGAGAGAGAAGAGCACUGCAUAAAAGAAGCUCCCUUGAAGAUUUCUAAAAUUCAUACAAAAACGCCAUAGGUAAGGAGACUUACCUGAUUUGGCAUCUGAUCUUUAGUGAUGGACUCAGAAGCAACCUCGGAUUAUUUGGAUUAUUACUAUGCUACGAGCCCAAACCCUGACAUCAGGGAAACCCGCUCCCAUGCUCGUUAUACCUCUGUCUUCCUUCCCAUCUUUUACAUGGCCGUAUUCCUGGCUGGCGUGUUGGGGAACCUCAUCCUCAUGGGUGCGCUGCAUUUCAAACAGGGCAGCCGAAGACUGAUCGACAUCUUCAUCAUCAACUUGGCUGCCUCCGACUUCAUUUUCCUUGUCACGUUGCCCCUCUGGGUGGAUAAAGAAGCAUCUUUAGGACUGUGGAGGACGGGUUCUUUCCUGUGCAGAGGCAGCUCCUACAUAAUCUCAGUGAACAUGCACAGCAGUGUCUUCUUGCUCACUUGCAUGAGUGUGGACCGCUACCUGGCUAUCGUGUGCCCAGCCAUAUCCAGGAAAUUCAGAAGGAGAGACUGUGCAUAUGGAAUCUGUGCCAGCAUCUGGUUUAUCUCUGGCCUCCUGGGGCUGCCCACCCUUCUGUCCAGGGAGCUCACGCUGAUUGACGAUAAACCAUACUGUGCAGAGAAGAAAGCAACUUCAAUUAAACUGACUUGGGCCCUGGUGGCCUUAAUUUUCACCUUUUUUGUCCCCUUGCUGAGCAUUGUGACCUGCUACUGUUGCAUCACAAGGAAGCUGUGUGCCCAUUACCAGCAGUCUGGAAAGCACAACAAAAAGCUGAAGAAAUCCAUAAAGAUCAUCUUUACUGUCGUGGCAGCCUUUGUCAUCUCCUGGCUGCCCUUUAAUACUUUCAAGCUCCUGGCCAUUGUCUCUGGGUUGCAGCAAGAGCUCUAUUUGUCCCCAGCCAUUCUUCAGCUGGGCAUGGAGCAAAUUAUGGGGAUACAAAUGCUAAGGCCACAUAUAUUGAAGCUCUGACUUGAGGUGUGUGGGGGACAAGUGCAAAUUUAUUUUUAAAACCAGACCACUGGAGCAACCUGCUAGCAAGAGAAUGCCUCUAGCCACAUUAAAGAGAGAGAUGUCAUCAGGUGAAAAAACAAGAGGGUCAUUCUAACUGCCAAAAUAUUUGCAAAUGAGGUGGCAGCCAUCACCAGAGAGCCAAAGGUGACUUGGUGACUGAUCUCAUUACUGAACUGAGGAGAGCAAUCACACGCGAGGUUCAGAACCUCCCCACUCCCAGAGAAAUUCACAGAAGGGCAGUUAUUUCCAUCCAAGAAGACAGGUGGCAACUGAAAACACAGAUGUGAAGAAAAGAAGAAGAAAAAUCUUUUUCAAAAAUAUAGCAAUAGCAACAAAGAGUCAGGGUUUUUCUAGUCCCCACUUACACACCAUGCUCUGAACUGUAUCUCACAGAUUAAAACAGAAUUGAUCACUGUUCUGUAUUUUUAAAAUUCUCUCCCUUU
Messenger RNA from Microcebus murinus (gray mouse lemur), 1795 nucleotides. Lineage: Eukaryota; Metazoa; Chordata; Mammalia; Primates; Cheirogaleidae. The record is from RefSeq and is a predicted model, not a curated record.